Molecule: messenger RNA, 2354 nt
Organism: Paramuricea clavata
Lineage: Eukaryota; Metazoa; Cnidaria; Anthozoa; Malacalcyonacea; Plexauridae
Source: the annotation of a GenBank genome assembly
AUGGCCUCAUUUUACUACCUAAAUGCGGUAAUUUUCCUCGUGUGUUGCUCAACAACAACUCUUGCCGAAGAAAUUUCAACAUCUCAGCCUAGAAACAACACUUUCAAUGGAACAAUUACUUCGGUCGUCUGCAAACCUCAUAUCAGCAAAUCAGAAAUCGAAGAAGUGUUGCGUUUGCAAUAUAAUUCCACCACAAAUACCGUUAAAAUAAAAGUUUCUGUUGUUUCUGAAAAUGAGACUCGAUAUCUCCCAGAAAUGACGUGGCUUUGGGCGAGUGAAAUUGGUCGUACCAUAAUUUCUUUGGUUAGGCGCGCCAAAGAUACGAUCUUCGCUUCACCUAUCUUUACUUCGAUAUUAGAAAUCGGAACUGAAGAAGUGGAUAUUCAAAUCACGGAGAAAACAGAUGCUUGUUUGCCACCUGGGGAAGAAGGAUCGGAUCGGAUUUUUGACUUUCUUUUGCACCAGCUUUCACAUAGUAAAGACACACCUGUUUAUAAAUUGUGCCGAGUCCAUCAAGAUGAAUCGCUGUAUGCAACAUACAACUGUUGUCAAAUAACCGGUGAUAGAAACUUGGUAGUCUGUAGUGCUGAUUAUUUGUCUGUUGUGGUCAAAUUUGCUGCUCCGGCAGUACUAGGCAUAUUUUUAAUAUCCUUUUUCAUGGUUUUUCCCUUUGUGCACGAGUACAUUAUGACAUAUCCUCCAAAAAUUAAGGAUUAUAAAACUUCUGAGAGCCAUAUGUCUCUUAUUUCCGUUGCAUCCAUGAUACUUUUUUAAGGACGCAGACCAGCCACUUUAUUCAGACGAUGUUUAUUCGUAGGACUGUCAUUAUUACUGGUGAUUCCUCGUGAUUUCUUUGGGUCUCUAUUGUUGAAAGUUGUAUUUUGUGUAUGGGCUGCGGCUUAUGUCCUAUCGUUCUAUGUGCAAAUGACGCCCAGAAGAUGUCCGAGGGAAGACGCUAGGCCGAAGUGGGAUGAGUACAUAAUCUCCUAUUUGACAAUUCCAUUCAAACUUCCUUUUUCCUACAUCAAAAGAAGAGACAAACGGUGCGAGGAGUGUUCGUGCUGCAAGGGUUCGUGCUGCAAUGGUUCGCGCUGCAAUAAUUCGUGCUGCAGGGGUUCGUGCUGCGGAGGUUCGUGCUCUCAAUGCUCUAAAUGCUCCAAGGAUAUGUUGUGUACAUGUUGCCAGAGUUCGUUCCGCGAAUAUCUAAAGCAUUUGUUUUAUGGUAUUGGUAUUUGCAUUUUGAUAAUCCUUUAUUUUUUAGUUUGUUUUCCAUUUCUUAUGAUUUUGUUUUUGACAAAAUUUAUUUUAUUUGACUUAUUAAUGUCCUUUUUUCCCCGACAUUGUUGUCCAUUAAAACCAAAGUUAAGCUACUUGCUAAUUCCUAUAAAAAUUCUAACUUUAUUCAAUAUCGUCUUUUUCACGGGUAUGAUUCUUAUUUUCGCUCUUUUCACAGUUGUUGGUUUGACUCUUAACGCUGAAUAUUUUAGUCCUUUUUUGCCCCCAUCUUUACUCUUUUGGUGUACUUUUUGAAAAAUUGGAAGUUUUCUGUAGAAGCAAAAUAUUUGCAACUUAAAACGUUAAUUAUCAAAGUUUGCAAGAAGAAAACCCCUCCCACAGAAGAUGAAAAUAUCUCAGCGAACUCCAUUACAAAUAUAAAUGCCAAAAAUAACAAUGAAUCGACCAUGUUUGGUCGUGUUUGUGAUAUUCUAUGCCCAUGCAUACGAGAUACCAGUAAAGAUCCACACACAUGGAGGAGUUUAAAAAACCUGUGCUCGUGCUGCACGAAAUCCACUUUGGCCUACAAGAAAUAUUCUCUCUGUGAAAAUAUAGAAAUAGAAACUAUUCAUCCCAAUGAGCCUUCAACAUCAGGGAACGGUGACAACGCAGACUCGGAGUUAGCCAAUAUCAAUGAGAGCGGUAAAGAAGAUGACAAACUCGUUAUCGAAUUUGACGAAUUAAAUGGCGAGGCAAAAAUAUCGAAAGAACUUUACGAAAAAGUCAGCGAAAUAAUUCUUCCUAUGGACCACCUUCUGUUUUAUUUCUUCAGAAGAGUCAUUUUCGUUGGUUUGUACGCUUUCGUGAUGUUUACCGUCAUGAUUCUAGCGCGGGAAUCAGGCAUUUCUGGUAGUGUGCAGGUAAUGAGUGCUAUUGCAGGCGGCCUGAUACCCUUUCUUUUUGACACAAGUUUGGACGACAGCAGUUUAUCAGAAAAGAUGUCCAGGAUUAUGGCAACAAAGGAAAAACUUGAACAUAUCUUAAAAGUUAAAAAACGUGAAAACAACAGAAUUUUUGUAGAGUUGAUUAAUAUUAACGACGGUGAAAUUAUCGAAGAUCCCGUUGGCGUUGAUUCUUAA